Molecule: messenger RNA, 486 nt
Organism: Olea europaea var. sylvestris
Lineage: Eukaryota; Viridiplantae; Streptophyta; Magnoliopsida; Lamiales; Oleaceae
Product: patatin-like protein 7
Exons: 3
Coding region: 1-486 (161 amino acids)
Source: RefSeq, a predicted model, not a curated record
AUGGGGGCUCUGUAUCUGUUUUCUCAUGCCGACGCUAUGGAAAUGAACAGAUGCAAUUUCAAGAUGGCAGGCAUUUGUGGAGCCACGAUAAUUAGUCAAGCGAUGGACCUGAAAUCAAUAGCCGAGAGAAUAAAGAUCGUAGCCAUCGGUGCUAACUGCGAGUCAGCUACCGGAGUCAGGAGGAUGAUGUCUUCGCCGGCCGCAUUUGUUAGGAUCGCUGGAGAUGGAACUUUCGACAUGGUUGAUCAAGCGAUAUCAAUGGCAUUUGGUGAGUCAAGAGGAAACAAUUAUGUUCGUAUUCAGGGGAGUAGAAUAGUAACGAAUAACAAAGAAAAUGGAAACACGUUGACGAUUGCAGAGGAAAUGUUGGCACAAAAAAACGUGGAAUCUGUACUAUUUUCUAGAAAGAAACUGGCUGAGAAAACACAUAUUGAAAAAUUGGAAAUGAUAGGUGGAGAACUAAUGAAAGAGGAAAAAAGAGCAUAG